CUGCUUGUCUGCUCCGCACUGCUCUGCAGUUGCCCUGAGCGCGUGCCGGAGCCUGCACACGUGUGUGUGGAUUGGAUGUGUGUGUGUGAGUGAGUGUGUGUAUGGGCCAUUGUGCACCGGGGUUCUUGGAAGACAGCAGAACGUUAUCCUGCUCUCCUUUUUGGUUCUCUAUUUCUGCUCAUGUUCUACGUUCGCCACCUAGACCAUCGGAGACCUGGUCAGAAGAGAACUGAGAGAAAGGCAUUGUGUGUGUGUGUGUGUGUCGUGUGCGUGUGCCGGGAUGUCUUAUGUUGUAGGAGUAGAGGGUCAGAGCUGGAUGGGGGAAGGAUGAAGAGAUGAAAGCGCCAGAAUUUCCCUCCUCUUCAGAAUCCAUUCUUGAGUGGAGGCUCCUUGAACAGAGGAAGUGUCAAGUGCAGUCGUCAAGCGCGGCCUUCGAUACUACUCUGGGCCCAGGACCACACAGAGUAAACAUUGAUUCCGAUUUCGAUGAAGGUCGUGCCAUGUCCUGCCCCAGCUACCCUGGCUGACAGCGCUACUUAAGUCCAGUUUUUCAGUUCCAUUCUACGGCAGGGGAGGAUGGGUGAUGGGCCUGUGAGUUUCUGUGGCCUCUCUCCUCAUCCCACCCACUCAUGGAGCCUCCAAUCACGCCCAGCCCCUGGUGGAACACUUCCCUUCCUCCCCCCCCCUGGCUCCCAGCCUCUCUCCACCCCAAUGCCUCCUCCAAUGUCAGCCAGUCAAGCAGUGGUGGUGGUGGUGGUGGUACACUGACACAGUCCUUGGCGCUGUGUGCCAUGCUUCUCAUGGACAUCCUUGCAGUGGUUGGAAACCUGGCCGUGAUGGCUGUCAUCACCAAGACCCCGCAGCUGAGGAAGUUUGCCUUUGUGUUCCACCUGUGUCUGGUGGACCUGCUGGCGGCCCUGGUGUUAAUGCCGCUCGGCAUGCUGUCCAAUCGGGUUCUGGUGGACGAGGCCUUGUGCCGGUGCUACCUCUGCCUGAGCGUGUGCCUGGUCAGCGCCGCCAUCCUCUCCAUCUCCGCCAUCAACGUGGAGCGCUACUACUACAUUAUUCAUCCCAUGCGUCACGAGGUCAAGAUGACCGUGGGGGUGGUGGCGUUGGUGCUGGUUGGGAUAUGGGUCAAAGCCAUUGUGAUGUCCGCCCUGCCUUUGCUGGGCUGGUUGCUGCAGGGGGACAGGGGUCCUGUCCUGGCUUCGGGUCAGAGAUGCUGCUCCCUACACUGGAGCGGGGGUGGAGAAACCACACGCCUGGUGUUCAUGGUCUUCUUUACCUUCAUCUACUUCCUGUGCCCCGUACUCAUCAUCCUAGUGGUGUACUGCAACAUGUUCAAGGUGGCGCGGGUGGCAGCCAUGCAACACGGGCCUCUGCCCACCUGGGUGGACACGCCUCGGCAGCGCACGGAGUCGCUCAGCAGCCAUUCCACCAUGGUGGCCAGCCUGGGGGGGGCCCGCACCACCCCUCAGAGGACCUUCAGUGGAGGGAAGGCCGCGGUGGUUCUGAUGGCAGUAGGGGGCCAGUUCCUGUGCUGCUGGCUCCCUUACUUCUCGUUCCACCUCUACUCCGCCCUGGUGUCUACCUCGACGACCUCCAUGGCCCAGUUAGAGGAAGUGGUCACCUGGAUUGGCUAUUUCUGCUUCACCUCCAACCCCUUUUUCUACGGAUGCCUCAACCGACAGAUCCGUGAGGAGCUGGGCCGCCACCUGGCCUGUCUCUUUAAGAGGGCGGGGGAGGGGGAGCAGCUGCCUAGCCGGGAGGCCUCUAUCGAGGAGAACUUCAUGCAGUUUCUCCAGGGCACCGGGUGCAAUCUGGAGUCCCGUAACUCCCACAGCAGGGCCAGCCCUGGGGAGCAGAAGGAGCAGGAUCCCCCUCAGGACCCGGCUGUCCAACAGAACACGCCUGCUGACUUCCACAUCCCUGGACAAAUUAUAGAGGAGACCUCAGAGUUCAUAGAGCAGCAGCAGCUGAACAAUGACCUAAACUUAGAUAACCACUGCAGGACCCCAGCUGAGCUGUAGCUAUGAAAGUGUAAAUGUCCGAUUUUGCUGUCUGUUAAGACAGUCUUUUUGACACUCUUGGUUUUGUUCACAUUUUCUAAAGUUUAUGAAGUAUAACACAGUACCUGACAGUGCUUUGAAGUCAAUGCUACACUGGAAUAGAGCUUGUAUCCUUGAAGAAUUCAGGUCGAGUUCAAUAUGCAUUCAACUGUCAAUAGUGUUAGGGUUCUUUGCAGUAAACAAUGACAUGUCGCAUGGAUAUCCAUUUUCUCAAGACCAAACCAUUACAUGAAAUACACUGCCAGUUUGUUUUUCCCCUAAUCUUUUUCUGCAUUUUUUUCUUUCUUUGUUAACAUCCUGAUGAAAUAUGUAUUGUCUUUUGAUUUAGCAUAGAGGAAGAGAGUAUUUGGUCCUGACAUUCAUUCCCUGCAUUUCAAAUAGCACACUACCUGCCUAUAUAGUCUGUCAGACAUUCAAUGUCCCAUUACAUGAUACGUAUGAUACACUGUGCCAGAAAUGCCAGGAUGACAAACUACAAUACAUCCUUUAGCAUUUUUGCAGUAUGGCAGUCAGCAUGCCUUUCUGGCUAUUCUGACCCACAAACCUCUGCAUAGCAUCAACAACAGAGACGAUGGAGACCACAGAACAAUAGUAGACAGAUACAAACCUAUUUGCAUCAGUUACAUUGAGUAAUACUGUUGCAUUUCAUGCAGACUGGAUGCAACAAGAUAUAAUGUAAGCAUAGCUGCAUUAUCUACUUAAAGAAACAUUUACAUUAUCUUUACCAUCCAAAUGAACCUCAGGAAAUAAAGUAUAUAAUGAACAACUAUAAUAAUGUAAUCAUAAUUUAGAGUGAAUUUUAAAACUAAGGAUUCAUAUUUUUGGGCUGGUGCAAAAAAUGUUUUACAUAAUUUUUCAGUGUGUCCUUUAGGCCAUUAGAGCAUCUCCAGUUUCCCCCAUUGAAUUUAUUUAUAGUCGCUUAGCUGCUUUUUGCAAGAACAACCUUAUAAAGAACUAAAGAUCAGAUAUGAGAUAAUUCUGGUGGGCCAGUGUUCCAAUUAAUUUCAUAAAGAAAUGUAUAGGGAGAUAAGCACAGAAAGCAUUUUCAUGAGAGAAUAUUUAUUCUACUCCCUCGUCUUCUAAUGUAACCAAUAAAUUAAUGCAAAUUUAGUUGUUUUCCUCUUGAGACAAAAUAAUAUUCAGAGCCAUUUUGCUAACAAGACUAUUUAACAGCUGGUGCUAAGUCUAUUUAUAGUAAACAGGCACACACAUGUUUUUUUUUUUUUAACUAAAUUCUAAAUAUGCAACAAUGUUGUAUUUAUUUUUGUCAAUUCACAUAGCUAAACUUCAGAUACAUAUAGUCCUGUAUAAACAACACACAAAAAAGUAUACAAAUCGCCUAAUGAAUGAUAAAACGUCAUAAUCUCCUUGGCUGAUAUCACUGCUUUAUCAUCCAUUGGAGCAUUUGAAACUACAAACGUGAGGUCCAAAUAUCAACUGCAAGAAAUGUGUUUGUUUCAGUGGAGGUUUAGUGAAGCUACUGAAUGCCUCAUAGAAGUAGAUUGUAAAGAUUUUGACCAAUCACCAUCGUCUACCAAUGUUGAUGCUAUUUACAGGUAAACUUUGGAACAGUCUGGGUGCUGUAAUGUUUAGCCAUAAACAACUUUGGUUUGUUGUGAAUACAUGACACAGG
Molecule: messenger RNA, 3702 nt
Organism: Hypomesus transpacificus
Lineage: Eukaryota; Metazoa; Chordata; Actinopteri; Osmeriformes; Osmeridae
Gene: gpr61
Product: G protein-coupled receptor 61
Exons: 2
Coding region: 630-2030 (466 amino acids)
Biological process (GO): G protein-coupled receptor signaling pathway
Cellular component (GO): signaling receptor complex; endosome; plasma membrane
Molecular function (GO): G protein-coupled receptor activity
Source: RefSeq, a predicted model, not a curated record